Stomoxys calcitrans (stable fly) is the source of this 2326-nucleotide messenger RNA. RefSeq names its product collagen alpha-1(IX) chain. Lineage: Eukaryota; Metazoa; Arthropoda; Insecta; Diptera; Muscidae. The transcript is spliced from 8 exons. The coding region runs from base 143 to 2269 and encodes 708 amino acids. The record is from RefSeq and is a predicted model, not a curated record.
UUUGUAUCAGUCGUGAUUUAGACUUGAAACGAUUUGGAACUUUUUCUGAAAGCAAGCUUUCGUUGCUUGCAUAGACAAUCGGUAGAUGUGGUGUUGAAAACCCUAUUAAUGGAAGAAAGGAGAUACCAAAUAAAAUAUUAAAAUGAUUAAAAGAAGCUGCUUAGUUUUAUUAGUUUUAAUAGCAUCUAAUGAAUGUUUUACAAAUGCGGAUAUUCGAGAUUACUAUGACGAAGAUGAUGGUGAUGAUUUUGUACCCGUUGAGCCUUGCAAUGUGGUGCGUCCCGGUGAUCCUGAUCUGACCACCUAUGACAUUUUACAUUCCUACCGCUUCGACGAAUAUCAAUAUGAAGCUCAAGGUGUACGCCAAAUCCCAGGCUCAGUUGGUUAUCAGCAAGCCUAUCAUGUCAGUGAAUAUUCGAAUAUGACCAUUGAAUCGUCAAGAGCCUUUCCCAAAGGAGUACCCAACGAGUUUUCUUUCGAGUGUACAUUCCGGGUGCCACAACAACAGCCCCAAUACGAAUGGUAUCUAUUCGAGCUGAGCAACUAUGAGUUUGAGUCACAGAUGAGUGUAACCAUAAAUCCGGUGAUAAAUGCCAUAGAAUUUUCAUUGCCGAAAUUCGAUGGUUCCAUACAGACGGUUACUUUUGAGGAGACAGAGAUAUUUGAUCGAUCCUGGCACAAAGUAAUGUUGGGUGUAAGCCAAGAUGCUGUUCGUUUGUGGGUAGAUUGUAAACCAGUUCCAGACACUAGGGGUAGCUUAAAGGCGCCGCUUGAUGUGCGUGGACCUAUAGAUGCUACAGAUGGUGCAUUUACAGUAGCUCGCACUUGCACCAGCAGGGAAACUGUGCCGAUCGAUCUGCAAUGGAUGAUUUUCAGUUGUGACAAGGAAAAGCCUGCCACCACCACUUGUGAGGAUUUACCCCAAUAUAUAGUUCCCAAGGGUUCACCGCCUUAUGAACGUUACACAACUUCGACCAAACGUUACAUGCCAGAGCCUGAGCCCACAACCACUCCCACCCCCAUUAAUUUCAAGUUUUUGGACUCCUCUACUGACCGACAAUGGACUUUUUCCACAACACCCUCGUAUUUGCUCACUGGUAAUGAGAUAUAUACCUGUCCAGAACAAUGUCCAAGGGGACCUCCAGGUCUACCUGGUACACCGGGAAUAAGAGGUCCACCUGGACCAGCAGGUCCUGCUGGCGUUCCCGGUAAUCCAGCUUCUUCAAUUGGUCGUUACGAAUAUCAAGGAGCAGUGAAAGGCGAGAAGGGAGAACCAGGUGCUCUUGGUUUACAAGGUUUGCGUGGGGAACGAGGUGAACGUGGAGAGAUUGGUUUGACGGGGUCACCAGGUCCCAAGGGUGUAGCUGGUUUUCCAGGCCCACAAGGACCCCCGGGUUUUGGUGUACAAGGUCCUCCCGGUGAGCCUGGUGCUGCUGGAGAAAAAGGUGAAUCAGGUUCACCCGGCUUAGAUGGUGCCGAAGGCAAACCAGGUCCUCCUGGUCCCCCAGGGCCUCCAGGACUUCCAGGGCCUGCAUCGCCUUCUUCAUCGCAUACAUCAGGCUCUAAUGUGAAAAGUGGCUCCGAGACAUAUGAGCUAAUGUAUGGUCCUCCAGGACCUAUGGGUCCUCCGGGUAUGCCAGGUCAUCCAGGACCUGCAGGUCCCCCUGGUGUUGCUGGUAGUCCUGGCCUUCCUGGACUUCCCGCUGAAAGUUCCGCCUUUGACCUGGAUGAAAGCAGAAUUAGAGAUAUAUGCAUGAGCGUGGUACGCGAAUAUAUAAGUGAAAUAUCCACAACUCUGGUUGGACCUCCUGGUCCACCUGGUCGUAGGGGUGUAAGUCGUUCUGGACCUCCGGGACCUCAAGGUUUGCAAGGUGAACCGGGGCCACGAGGUCCCCAAGGAGAACGUGGUUAUCCGGGCAUUAAUGGUCAACCAGGAUCACCCGGUGAAAUGGGUCCUCGAGGUCCGGAAGGUGAAAAGGGAGAUCGCGGUGAACCAGGUGAAGGGCGCGAAGGUCCCAUGGGUCCUCAGGGAGCACCUGGCCCUCAAGGUGUAGGCAUUAAUGGCAUGCCCGGUAGACCUGGUGAUCGCGGUGAUGUUGGUAAACCAGGUGAACCUGGUGUGCGUGGACCUCCCGGCAGCCCGGGUUCGUGUCCCGAUUGUACCUCAUAUAUGGCUGCCUACACUUAUCCUAUGCAACUGGCUCAGCAGCAAUGGAGCAAUAAGGGACCACAAAACAACAAAGGACCAAAUUAUUAUAAUAAGGGAUAAAUUUGUCAAAUCCAAAGAAUACAUUAAAUAAACUUAAAAAAAAAACAUUAAAAUAGA